This is a messenger RNA of Macrobrachium nipponense, 1506 nucleotides long. RefSeq lists its product as uncharacterized. Gene Ontology annotation, biological process: proteolysis. NCBI's taxonomy places the organism in Eukaryota, Metazoa, Arthropoda, Malacostraca, Decapoda, Palaemonidae. The record is from RefSeq and is a predicted model, not a curated record. Bases 1 to 1506 code for a protein of 501 amino acids. Gene Ontology annotation, molecular function: aspartic-type endopeptidase activity. The transcript has 2 exons.
AUGUCUGCGACACAAUUAGCAUAUUCCCUCCGACUUUAUGAGGAAAACUGCAAGGAUUUGUGCACAACUGCUGUGGACUUGAUUCAAAGGGAUAAGAACAAGGAUUACUCCCAUAGCAAACCCAAGCCUAACCAACAAAGUUCCAAUAGACCAGGUAAUCAGAAGACCAAAACUCAGGUUAGUUCUUACACCCCUAAGAAAAACGAAGUUACGAAUCUGAGUAUUUCUGUCACUCCAGGACAGCCUAAUAAGACCGCUAGAACUCAAAGUUGUGUAUUCUGUGAUAGACCAGAACAUAAAGCCUACCAGUGUGACAUUUACAAGACCACACAAGAGCGCAUUUCAAGACUUACCGCACAAAAUCGUUGCGUGAAAUGCACUUCACCUAACCAUAAGACCACCGAUUGUCUGGUGAAGUUCCACAAAUGUCUGUCGUGUAAAACUGGACUACACCAUUCAGCAUUGUGCCCUGACUCCUCAACUGAGGUCUCUGCUGUGAACUAUUGUGGAGACAAUGACAGUGACAAAGACUUAAAGUCACAAACAAGUGGAAUUCUCCCUACCGCCUUAAUGAAAGUGGUGUGUCCGCCCUCAGGCAACACCAAGGAACUUAGAUCACUGUUUGAUUCUGGGGCGCAACGCACCUUCAUCACACAAGAGGCAGUGGAAGAGUGUAAACUUGUACGAGACAACCCUGUCCAGCUGAGCAUCAGUGGGUUCUGGGAUACCAAAGAGCCUAGAGAAUAUAGUACGGUCACUGUACCUGUCAGGGUAAACGAUGACAGCCUUGUAACUUUAAAGGCUAUUGUCGUACCUAAAUUACCUCAGAGCGCUAGGCCUCGUGGACUCUGUAAGAUAGUGUCUGAACUGAAGAGCCAGAAUGUCACCCUAGCUGAUCCUAACUUGUCAAGUAGUCAGAUUGACCAGGUGAAACUGCUUGUUGGCAUAGAUCACUACUUUGACUUUAUCCAUUCUCCACAAGCAAACGGAGUGAACCUGAUUGAGUCCUCCUUAGGAUAUCUGGUCGCUGGUAAACUGCCUAGUAAUGACACCCCUAUCAGUGCUCAUUCUGUAACUGUAAUGAGACUAGCAGUUGAUGAACCUUCCAAAGCUGCUCUAGAGAUACCACUUGAGAUGUCUGAUAGCAAAUUUGCUGAAGACCCCAUCCAACAGCUUUGGACCCUAGGAUCAGUCGGAAUCGUUGAUCAAGAUAUGUCACCUGAGGAUAAAUUUGUACUGGAAGAAUUCAAGAAUUCCAUCAAUAUGGUUGAAGGACGAUAUGAGGUAUCUCUCCCCUGGAAAGUCGAUAAGAAACAACUCCCUACCAACUUAGCACUCUCGAGGAAAAGACUGAACAGUACUAUUCACAAGCUGAAACAAACUAAUAAGUAUCUGGAAAUUUAUGACCAGAUCAUCAAAGAACAACUGUCUCUCGGCUUCAUUGAAACAGUGCCAGAAGAAGACCAAAACCGGACAAAUGUCCAUUAUUUACCCAUUUACCUGUGA